UUUCGUAUCCAUAUCCUCGUUUCAGCUGAAAUAAAAUCGUCUUACACUGUUUAUAUAUUUCACAUUUUCUUAUUGUCACCAGCGUUGAAGUUCGCCGGUGAAAAGACUUUCCCGGGGAUGGGACGAGAGGGGGGGGACUAUUGACGGUGUAACACCAGGCUUGAGAAGAGGACGCCGCAGAGUUUCUUUGACGCCGCUCAUCCUCUUCUUCAUUGUCGUUUUGUUUGAGCUUCGUUCUCCGUCAGAUUACUCACAUUUUAUCCGCCGUAGAUGAGUCGCAGAGGAGACAGGGACGAUGACAGCUGCAGUAAACGGAGAGUGGCGUAUGUCUACAGCCCGGACUACUUGAAGACUUGCGACUCUUUAUCCAAAGUGCCGAAGCGGGCGAGUAUGGUCCACUCACUGAUAGAAGCAUAUGGACUCCUUGAACACAUGAGCACCAUUAAACCUGGACUGGCCACCAUAGAGGAAAUGGCCAAGUUCCACACAGACUCUUACCUGGAGCAUCUUCACAAAAUCAGCCAGGAUGGAGACAACGACGACCCCCAGUCAGUCGACUACGGCCUGGGUUAUGACUGUCCGGUGGUGGAGGGGAUAUUUGACUAUGCGGCAGCAGUAGGGGGCGCUACACUCACAGCAGCCCAGUGUCUGGUGGACCAAAAGUGUGACGUGGCCAUCAACUGGGCAGGGGGUUGGCACCAUGCCAAGAAGGAUGAAGCGUCAGGUUUCUGUUAUGUGAACGAUGCCGUGUUGGGAAUCCUCAGGCUGAGGGAGAAAUACGAGCGAGUCCUCUAUGUGGACGUUGACCUGCAUCACGGAGACGGUGUUGAAGAUGCCUUCAGCUUCACAUCCAAAGUCAUGACCGUCUCGCUGCACAAGUUCUCUCCUGGAUUCUUCCCAGGAACGGGUGACGUGUGUGACACGGGCCUGGGUAAAGGCCGUUGGUACGCCGUGAACGUCCCGCUGGAGGACGGCAUCAAGGACGACAGAUACUACCAGAUUUUCACCAGUGUGAUGCAGGAAGUGCGUGCACAGUUCAACCCCGAGGCGUUAGUGAUGCAGCUGGGCGCCGACACCAUGGCGGGCGACCCCAUGUGCUCCUUCAACAUGACCCCAGUGGGGGUGGGCAAGUGUCUGCAGUACGUCCUGGGGUGGCAGCUACCUACACUGCUGCUGGGUGGAGGUGGUUAUAACCUGGCCAAUACGGCGCGUUGUUGGACCUACCUGACGGCGGCGGUGCUGGGAAAGACUCUUUCCUCUGAGAUACCAGACCACGAGUUUUUUACAGAGUACGGACCCGACUACUCGCUGGAGAUAAGCCCGAGCUGUCGGCCAGACCGUAACGACACCAAACACCUGGACCAGGUCAUCAGCACCAUCAAAGGGAAUUUAAAGAAUGUGGUUUAAGAGUCAGCAGCCUCGGCCUCCUCCUCCACACACACGCUCACACACACACACCAUGUUUCCAAGACCAGGUCUUCGCGCGGCGGCUUUAAUGAAGACAAUAUGGAGUGGACCCCUUCGGCCCCGAGGCACGGAGCGAGCGAGAGAGGGAUGAAGGCAGGAAAAAGAGAGCGAGUGAGCGUUUUGGAAAACAUUAGCUGAGUGUUUCCAGGGAACAACAGUUUAAUAAGGAGGAGGAGGAGGAGGGUGGGGGGUUGAUGUGGUUACUCUGCAACGUUCACUGUUUUUAAUUCUUUGUUUUGUUCAAAAAGGUGUUUGUGUGAAUGAGAGAGUUUUGUGGUGAGUUCAGUGUGGGUAUGUAAAACUGAAUUACAGAUGAUUUUUUUUCUUUUUGUUGUUUUUUUUUUACGUUCAGUGCACCUUGAGUUGUUAGUAUCAAGGGAUGUGUUUGUGUACAUCCUAUCAGUUGGAGAUGUUUUAUAGCUAAAUGGAAAAACAGAUUCGUCAGGUGUCCGGUAAAGCGUUCACCUCGACGCUGCUGUGAUUUCAGCCCCCUGAGGACGGAUAAGCACUAAAACAGACACAAAGCCAAGGAUCUCCAAACGCCUCGUCAUACCGUGGGUUUCUGCACGGCCGCAGAAAGUCCUGAAAAGGACGUGAAGCGAAUCUGUCUUGAGAAACUUUGGAAGCUCACAAAUAAACAGGGUGGGGAAAACUUUGGAAAAUAGCCGGUUACGCAUCGCGGAAGUUGAUUUGCUCAGCCGCAUUGUUUAGACCUCUGGGCAAAAUCUGCAAAUUCAACAUCUGGACAGAGUUUGGAAUUUUAAAUGAAAAAUAUGCAGGGAAAGUUUAAGUUGUUUUUUUUUUUCAUCCCCUCCGCACAGACAGACAACAACAAAGAUUACAUGAAGGUUCAGCCGGUUUUACGUGUCUUUAACCUGUCAGGUGCGACUGGAGAAGGACUCCAAAUCAGCUCAUUUCAGAUCAAUAAACAAACAUGGCCGCUGCUUUAAAUGUAUCCUUGGCAAGUCUUGAAAUGUGGUGCUAUUCUCCACCCUGAGCCACGUAUCUCCCUUUGGGUUUCACUGCAGUUGGUCACUGAAAACAUAGAAAGAAACGUUGUGAAUCCACUCUGCAGCAUAAACAACAACAACAAUAAUAAUAAAUUAAUAAAACAUGAUCUCCGCUGUAGUUACCUUCAAAUAUAAGUAAAAAAUACUUUGCUGUGGGUCGUUAAAAUGCCUGAAACUGGAUACAACUUACAUCUGGUUGGUCCCAUGUCUGUAGAAGUGUAGAAAACAGAAAUUAAAAAACAAAUCUUGUUUAAUCCCCCCCACCGAUCUGAAGUGUUUGUGAUGUGGCACCUCAGUCACACUGCACAGCUUUAACCGCUGAACAGGGACCAGAAUCCUCAAAUCCUCUAACGAAGCUCAGGCGCGUGUGGGAUCGCAACACGAGUGGAAAAAACAAGUGAGGGCUCGGUGUUUGGAAGCUGAAUCUUUCCAAUAAAUCUGAACGAUUGCGUCAAUCAGUCCCAGUGUUCAGGGUCAAAACUCUUCUUUUUUUAAAAUAAAAGUCUGUUUUAUUUUGAUCUUCGAAAUAAUAGAGCUUUCAGGCUUUCAGCAACAUGUUGUGGUUUUCCUCCAGUCCCCCAUACCUCCUCAGACUCCAUCUGCUGUGGUCCAAAGCUCCUGGGAAAGAUAGAAAGGUUUCUUUUGAAGUGUCAACACUUCUUCUCUGUUUUCUUUUAAUUUUUCUUGAAGAAAAACUAAAGGAAAGCUCUGGCCGAUUCUGCGGCUUCAAGAAGCUGCUGACUGAAAACAUUUUUCUCUCUCUGUUUUAAAGGCUUCACUGCAGAGUUUAAUUCCCAAAAGUGACAACACUUUUCCCGAAGCUGUAAACUCGCUGUCAUUUCAUCGAAAUCUUUAAACGCACUGCAGAUCGUCUUGAAAUCUUGCGCAGGAAUGUUUCAGCACAAAGUUCACCUGUCAGAUUGCUCAAGAGCUUAAAAUUAUUUUUCCUUUUACGUGUCUGUGCCUUUGGUUUCACAGAAUGACUUUUUAAAUAAACAGUUUCCAUGUUUUGAUGUA
This is a messenger RNA of Scatophagus argus, 3494 nucleotides long. It is a transcript of the gene hdac8, whose product is annotated as histone deacetylase 8. The transcript has 11 exons. The record is from RefSeq and is a predicted model, not a curated record. Gene Ontology annotation, molecular function: histone deacetylase activity. Bases 271 to 1407 code for a protein of 378 amino acids. Lineage: Eukaryota; Metazoa; Chordata; Actinopteri; Scatophagidae.